AUUACUAAUAUCUAUGUGCCAGGAAAUAACCCAAAUUCAAACUAAACCCGAAAAAUGAAUGAAUGAAAUAAAAAAAAAUUUGAUUCCCAGCCGACCACAACAAAGAAAACAGCUUGGCAAACAAGUUGCAGGCCUCUGGGUUUUUUUUUUGGCUGUGGGUUAACAAAUUUAUAGUUGCAACUUUGUCGCGUUGGCGGAAAAAGCAGCGGACAAAACGCGUGCGAAACGCGCACAAAACGCUUACAUAAGUUGGCCAUUUGUAAGCGCCGCUGUAUGUGUGUGUGUUGCUGUUUUAAGGCUAGAAAAUUACCUAACCAAAUGCUUAAUGCAACUAGCUCAAAUUUUGAGAAAUUUCGCGUAUUUUGAAAACAGAAAAACAAAAACGCGCGCCCUCCCAAUUUUUGGCUUUGUGCGCGCGUCUUCUUGGCAACAAAAAAGGAAAAAUAUAAGGAAAAUAGAUUGGAAAUAAGAAAAAAAAGGGGUGGGGAGAACAAGAAGCAAAAAAGAGAAGGGGGCAAAAGAAAACCGAAAUUGUUACACGGUCAUUGCGGAGGUCGCGCCAAACUAAAAGAGAGAUUUUAUUUGCGAGCUGCCAAGGCAACAACAGCCAAGGGGAAUUAGAAAUCAAUUGACAUGCAAUGUUUCGUAAUAAUAAAUUGAAAAGGGAAAUCCCCGUCAAAUUUACAACUUGUUGAUUGCCAGCAAAAAGUAUUUAUUAUUUGCAAAAUUGCUAAAAUAGCAGAAAGGAUCUUAAAAGCUUACUGUUAACUGGACAGAGAAACUUUUAUUGGAUAGUUAAGAAAUUAUUGGCGUACAAAAAAAGUACCAAAAGGGCGAAACUGCAUCUUAUAGUGAUUAAAUUUAGAAGGUUGUAAAAGUUGGCGAGUAGAUAUUAAAAACGAAACGAUAUUAUGAAAUAUUUUAGAAGAAAUUGGAAUACCAGGAGCUGUUCAACUUUAAAGUUUGGUCGAGUUAGAGUGAUUUCACGCUCGAAAGUUAAAUAUUUUCUUUUCCUUCGUUUUGGCUUAUAAAUAUCUUUUCUUAAGCUCAGCUGAGUGAGACCAACCCACUUUUUUUUUACUCUUUUUUUAAUGUUCUAAACCAAACAAUAUAACACGGAAAAAAAAAACAACAAAGUCGAAACUUCAAAACAAAUAUUGGAAAAAUUCGAAUAAAAAGGUGUGCGCUUGUGAGCCGAAGGAACCGAAUGCAAAUUGAAAACUAAAGUUCGAGGAAACCAGAAGCCAGAAGCCAGAAACCAAAACAAGGAAGCGAACCCGUGUCCGUGUGAGGACCACGUGGGACUGUGUGUGCGUGUGUGUGUGGGUGUAGUGGGGACACCACUACAACAGCAGCAGCAGCAGGCGAAAUACUUUUUGUGCCAAGGACUCUCUCUGUUCACACCCCCCUCCUCUCUUUCCCUGCCACUCAACAAUAUAAGGAUAUAUUAUAAGGAAUAAGGAGCAGAUGGAGAUGGAGGAAGCGCGGGAAUGAGGCGAUGCGAAGCUAAAGCAAAACCAAAAGCAAAAGGACAACGAGGACAACAAACAACAAGGAGCAAAAGAAAAACAAAGGCAAAGGCAAAGCCGAGAGGAGGCCACCAAAAAAUAAACACACACAUUUGAAGAAUUUUAAUCGAAAACUGCCAAGAAACAAAUAUAUUUACAAAUAUAUUUAUAUACCUAGUAAACCAAAACGUACAUGCAUUAACAUAUAUAUAUAUAUAUAUACGAGUAUAUAUAUAGAUAUAUAGAUAUAUUGAAAUAUAGAGGAGAAAUAUGUUAUAUUUACUAUGAAGUGGGGAAGCGUGAUGAAAGCGAUACCCAGAAUAAUAAUCGAUGUAAAUAAAUGCUGCCAAUUUGAGGACAACACUGCGAACAAAAACCGCAACUGAGAUGCAUAAAACGCACAAGCACAGCAACAACAAUAAGCUAAAUCCACAACAACAACAACAACAGCAACAACACAUGAAGAGAAAGUUCACUUUUCCAACAGCGACAGCUGCGCCUGCGCCUUGAAAUCUGGUCUCUGGAAAUAUAUCGAAACAGGAGCCCCAGCAUUAUUAUAUAUAUCCAACGUAUAUAUAUAUAUACACACACAUAUAUAUAUAUAUAGAUAUAUAUAGAGGGCAGAUCCAUCAACGCACCACCGCAGCACAGGCAAGAGAAGCGUGCAGAGGGAAAUGAGAUGAAGUGGUUUCAAGUGACCAUAGAUAUGAUUCUUGUGCUUUCAUUUAUAUCAAGCAGCACAGCGAAUCCGGAUGCGAAGCGAUUGUACGACGAUCUGCUGAGCAACUACAACAAACUGGUCCGCCCGGUGGUCAAUGUGACGGACGCCCUCACCGUUCGCAUCAAGCUGAAGCUCUCGCAACUGAUCGAUGUCAACCUGAAGAACCAGAUCAUGACCACCAACCUGUGGGUGGAGCAGUCCUGGUACGACUACAAGCUCAAGUGGGAGCCCAAGGAGUACGGCGGCGUCGAGAUGCUCCACGUCCCCUCCGAUCACAUCUGGCGUCCCGACAUCGUCCUCUACAACAACGCCGACGGCAACUUCGAGGUGACGCUGGCCACCAAGGCCACGCUGAAUUACACAGGACGCGUUGAGUGGCGACCGCCGGCUAUUUACAAGAGCUCCUGCGAAAUCGACGUCGAGUACUUCCCCUUCGACGAGCAGACCUGCGUCAUGAAGUUCGGCAGCUGGACCUACGACGGCUUUCAGGUGGAUCUGCGGCACAUCGACGAGCUGAACGGCACCAAUGUGGUGGAGGUGGGCGUGGAUCUGUCGGAGUUCUACACGUCGGUCGAAUGGGAUAUCCUCGAAGUUCCUGCAGUGCGGAACGAGAAGUUCUAUACGUGCUGCGAUGAGCCAUAUCUGGACAUCACCUUCAACAUCACGAUGCGUCGCAAGACCCUCUUCUACACGGUCAACCUGAUCAUCCCCUGCAUGGGCAUCAGCUUCCUCACCAUCCUCGUCUUCUACCUGCCAUCGGACAGUGGCGAAAAGGUCUCAUUAAGCAUAUCCAUUCUGCUGUCGCUCACUGUGUUCUUCCUGCUGCUCGCGGAAAUCAUUCCGCCCACAUCGCUGGUGGUGCCGCUGCUGGGAAAGUUCGUGCUCUUCACCAUGAUACUGGAUACCUUCAGCAUCUGCGUCACCGUCUUGGUGCUGAACAUCCACUUCCGGUCGCCGCAGACGCACACGAUGGCUCCUUGGGUGCGGACCGUGUUCAUCAACCAGCUGCCCCGCUUCCUGGUCAUGCGGCGUCCGCUGUAUCCGAUCAGCGAGAUGAUAAAGUCCUCGCGCCGCCUGAUGGUGCGCACCUGCAACGGCCUCGAGCUGAGGGAUCAAAUACCACCGCUGCCACCGCCGGUGGCCUUGUCGCGAAUGCACCACAGCCCGAAGACGACUUCGCGGAGCACCUCGCCGCAUUUGCAGCACCGCGUGCAGACCUACAACCUGAUGGACGAGUGCGGCAUGGGAAUGGGCAUGGGCAUGGGCAUGGGUAUGGGAAUGGGCGGGGGGAUGGGUGGUGGAGGCGGUGGUGCGUCGACCAUCACCGGCCACUUGAGCUCACUGUACCCGCCGACAAUGUCGACGGCCAACCAGCAGACCUCGACGACGUCCUCGCUGAUCGACGCCCAGUACCACAAUCAGUACCAGCAGACGGGCGGCUCGCUGCUCGACCACCCGCUCACGCCCACCAAGUUCCGCCAGAUGACCUCCACCUCCAGCCAGACGGGUCAGAAUGGCGGCAAUGGUGGUGGUGCAACCAACUAUCAGAGCGGAGCAUCAGGAGCAGGAGGAGGAGGAGGAGGAGUUGGAGGAGGAGGAGGACACUUGUAUCGGCAGCAGUCGAGCUGCUCGGCGAACUUUUCGCCGCUGCCGCAACACGCCCACCAGUCGCACGCCUCCACGACGACCAGCGAUCUGGGCAUGGCCAAUCCGAAUGUGAUAAAGUCGACGACGACGGUUAACUCGGUGGCCACCGCCUCGACGCUGGCGGACUCCUGCUGCAGCGGCACCAUCCAGAUCCACCAGGGAAUGGGCGCCGGUGCCGCCUGUCAGUCGUCCGAGCUGCUGCACCACCAGCAGCUGCACCACCAGCAGUUGCACCACCACCAACAGCAGCAGCAGCAGCAGUCACAGCAGCAGCAGCACCACCACCAGCGACCCACCACUUCGGCAGCAGCAGCGGCAGCGGCGGCAGCGGCAGCAGCAGGCGGUCCCAGCACCUCGGCGGCGGCAGCAGCGGCGGCGGCGGCAGCGGCGGCCGGUACGCCACCACCACCGCCACCGCCGGCGGGCGGUAUCUGUGAUAUUCUGCCCGCCUGCCAGCGCGAGGGCGGGCCGCACUGCUGCUCGGGGCGUGGCAACGUCCGCCAGCGGUGGCACACCUGCCCCGAGCUGCACAAGGCCAUGGACGGGGUCACCUACAUCGCCGAUCAGACGCGCAAGGAGGAGGAGAGCACAAGGGUGAAAGAGGACUGGAAGUACGUGGCCAUGGUGCUCGACCGCCUGUUCCUGUGGAUCUUCACAAUAGCCGUGGUCGUCGGCACCGCCGGCAUUAUCCUGCAGGCUCCGACGCUCUACGACACCCGGAUGCCCAUCGAUAUCAAGCUAUCGGAGAUCGCCUCGACUACGGCCAAGCCCAAUGUGGCCAGGCCCGUGUUGUAAGCGGAUCGAUAAGUCGAUAGAUCGAUCGAUCGAUUGCCAGUUUCGCGGAGGGCAAAAACAACACACACCACACACAGUCUGAAGAAGCCAACAAAAGCAACCACAAAAACACAAGUAAUGAAUGAAAUUCGCAUUUGUUUUUUCUUUAACAACAACAAAACAACAAAAACCAAAAGAGAGGGGGUAAACAAAUAACCAAAAAACUUGUUCCAAAAAUAACAACAAAAGAAACGAAGAGGAAGAGGAGAAUCCAAGUAACUAUAACUAUAACAUUGUAUUUGUUGUAUACAUAAAAGGUAUAACUAACUAUAAAUAAUUUGUACACUAAUGUUUAAACAGGCAAAACGAUGCUAAACAAAACGGUUUUUUUUCUAGGCAACUUAAAUGAACAGAGUCAAACGAAAACAAAACAGCAAAGAACAAAGAAUUAAGUAAAACUAGUUCAACUGAAACGAGGCGCAAAACAGUAUGCAACAGAUAAUUAAAUACGAUUUAUGGUAAUAAUUGAGAGCGAAAUUAAAUUAGUGAAAUUAAAUUAGCCUAGCCAAACGUCAAGAAUAACGAGGUAAAUUGAAAAGAAAAGUGUAUUUGUUUAACAAGAAACCGAGGAAAUGGAGGACAACAUUAGUUAGCUAAGCGAACCAAAAUAAAGGAACAGGAAAAAGCCAACAAAAAGGCGUAUAUAGGUAUGUAUGUGUGUGUGUGUGUGUGUGUAUGUACAGUGAGACAAAUUGGAAGAAAUGUAACUGAGAAUUCCCAAUUUAUGAAGCUUAUCUUUAAAAGUUUUAGGACAAAAAACAUUAUUCAAAUUUAAUCUUUUUAUCUUCAAUUCAAUUUCAAUUUAGCUUCCCUUACAAUUUAAACUUAAGUAUUUUUCUAACGCUAGAAAUCUCUAGAGAUCUUCAUAAAUUCGGAAUUCUUCUUUACAACUCUUUUCUUCGUGUGUCAAUGUGUGUGUUGCCGUGUGUGCAUGUGUGUGAGUUUGUUGAGUGUGUGUGACUGCAAAUGAGGCAUGCAAAUUAGUGCAAAUAAACCGAGGGAAAGUGAGAGAGUGAGACAAGGGGGAAAGUGCAGCCCCGGGCCCCCGGAAAAGCCGGAAAACCCCGAGCCCCCCUCCACGAUUUCGCCUUGGGGCAAUUAGUUAGCACAAAGCUUUAGUUAUUAUGCCCAAGUGUACGUGGACCUGUAUCUGUAUGCGUGUUGGUGCGAGCGCAUGUGUGUGCAUAGUAAAUAAUCACCAUUAGAAAUUCAAAUUCAAUUUUGGCGCUUGCACUGCCUAAUUGGCAAAAACGCGUCCAAGUUGCUCACGUUUUUCUUUUAGCCGCCCAAUUAACAUUUCCCACGCUCGCCGCACUCAUAAUUUAUGCUAAUUUCCGGUUGCAUAAUUCACUAAAAACGACGGAGCAAAACAAAAAAAAAAAAAAACACAGAACACAAAUAACAAGAAGAUACCUGCCAAACAUAAAAAAGUUGGGCCAAAAGUUUCCUUUGCCUUCGCAUUUUUUUCUGCCGUUUGGCGGCGAUUGCUUUAUUUGCAGCACCGUUUAUUUCCCUUACACUUUUUAUUGCUCAUAAAAUCAAAUGAUGCCUGAUUAGGAGGAGCCAACAAGCAAAAAAAAAACAGCAAAAAAGAACAAAAAGGACAUCGGCUGCUGGGGAAUCCCCCUUUUUUCUUGAACAACCAAAGUUUAAAAACAUUAACAUGCUUCUGUUAAACGAGGGAAAUUUUAACAUUCGACAGGCAGCAGAGGUUUCGCUUUUGAUUUGCAGCCGAAGAUUAGGGAUAUUUUUUAUUGGAUGUUUUUUGUUUAAGAAAAAAAUAGAAAUACGUGUGCAUGCUAUAAAAUUCAUAAUUUAUCUGUAGUUUUGUUUAGCAGAAAAAUAUUGUCUGUUUUAUGAAGCAAUAGAAAUUUUUAUUUCACUUAAUUUUAUUUAUUAAUUUUUUAUUCAUAGAUUUUUAUUUUCUAAUUUUCUUCUAGGUGAGUAACGAAAGCAUUUUAGUUUACUUUGUUGCCUGAUCCAAAAUUACUGCCGAAGGCAACAAAAACCACAAUGCGUGUGUCGUCACAAGCAAGUGUCAAUCACAGUCACCGCGCUGCAAUUGCUUCUGCCACGCCCCCUUCCCAUUCCCAGCCCUCUUUCCCCUUCCCCUUUUCCCGUACAUAUCACACACACACAACACUUUUCCAGUUUUUAAUUAAAUGAAAUGCAAGCGAAGAGUUAUAGCCGACAGUGCGCCAGAGGGAGAAAGCAGAUGAGUGAAGUGCACACAAAAUGAAAAGCCAUUAACGAAAUAUUAUAUCUGAAGAUGGAGAGAGUGGCGAUGUCAGCUGAAUCCUGUUUGGGAUAUAAAAACCGCACAAGUUUCGCAAGUUUCUAUGCAGAGAGAGAAACAGUUGUUUCCUAUAGUUCGAGGUGGGUGUUUUAAUUACCUAACAAGAAUUCAUUUCUAAAAGUUCAUAGAGAUAGGCAAUAUUCCAAUUUGCAAACUGCAUAACCAAGUAUAUAGUCUUCGAGAUCCCCCAACUCUUUACUUCUCCAAAUUCCUCUCUUGUUUUUAAGAACAUUUCACUUAUUAACUAUUUUCUUGCCGUGUGGCUUUGAUGUUAUUUAAGACAAGGCAUUUAAUAGGUACCCCCAGAAAUAUAUGUACCAUAGCUCCAGCGAACUGAGGGAGAAGUAAAACCGGAAUGGGGGCAGUUGGAGACCGCAAAUCAUAAUUGUUGCGGGCACACAAGACACAAGGCAAACGAAAAGGGGGGAAAUUUUGGUGGGAAGGGGGAGUGGCUGGGUGGCUGGGUGGCUGGGUGGCAGAACUCCUCAGAGAAGUCGUAACAAUGCAAACUGUGUGGCCACACACAAAAAGGACAUUAGCUCCUGCUCCUUGGCAGUUCGCUUCGCCUUUUGCUUUUGGCUGUUGCUCUGGCUCCUCUG
Drosophila ficusphila is the source of this 7605-nucleotide messenger RNA. RefSeq names its product acetylcholine receptor subunit alpha-like (gene nAChRalpha3). Gene Ontology annotation, biological process: nervous system process; signal transduction; regulation of membrane potential. Gene Ontology annotation, cellular component: synapse; neuron projection; postsynaptic membrane. NCBI's taxonomy places the organism in Eukaryota, Metazoa, Arthropoda, Insecta, Diptera, Drosophilidae. Gene Ontology annotation, molecular function: transmembrane signaling receptor activity; acetylcholine-gated monoatomic cation-selective channel activity. The record is from RefSeq and is a predicted model, not a curated record. The transcript is spliced from 11 exons. Bases 2188 to 4671 code for a protein of 827 amino acids.